Molecule: messenger RNA, 1122 nt
Organism: Coprinopsis cinerea okayama7#130
Lineage: Eukaryota; Fungi; Basidiomycota; Agaricomycetes; Agaricales; Psathyrellaceae
Exons: 5
Coding region: 1-1122 (373 amino acids)
Source: RefSeq, a predicted model, not a curated record
AUGGUUGUUUCGAACCUCCAUUGUGAAGGGCAUGCUGAUGUAGCCGACCUCGGCAACUCAAUUGAUGCCACCGCCUCUUGUUCUCCGACUCCCAACAUGUCUUCGUCCCCCGCACCGCAAAGCCCUCCAGAGCGCGUCUCCCAGCGUGCACUAGCAGACGAUCCAAACAACGGACGAUGCUUGAUCCAGAACAAUGUCGACAAUUGCCCAGACCCAGUCCUCCCUUGCUACGUCGUUCCGAAAGAAACGGAGAAGGAUCAUAGACAAAUGACCGCUAUCGAGUAUAAUCUCAAAUACCAGCAUCUUACUCUCAAUCUCGAUACGAGGAGGAACGUAUUUUUCGUCAGCGCUGAACUCCGAGAACUGUUCAUUGCGGGAAAAUGGGGUCUACUUCCAGAGAAAUCCAUUCUUGACCGAUAUCACGACGAUUACGGCAUUGCGCUCCCAAGACGCGGGUUUCCAAAGUUCGAGGAGAAAGUAUUCAAGUACACCAUCAUUCCUUUGACCCCUGUAGACGAGCAAUUUCCAAUCCCGUCGAUACUUCGCUAUCCAAACCCGAGCUCUUCCAGUUCCGAGUCCACGCCCACCGCCUACACCUUCCCGUUUACAGAUUUCCCCAUUGUCACCUCCCACAUCCACCCAAACUUUGCCGUUCUUCAUCUCGGACGCCACAUCACUAAGCUGCACUUUCGCCGAACCAAGAAUGCUCUAGCACAGAAGUAUCCCGUCAUACAACAACUCUUUCUCCUGUACACUCUCUGGGUCUUGUAUCCAGAAGAAGUGUCCAGGGACCGAGGAUUUCGUUUCCGCUCCCCGCGGUCUCUACGAAAACAACAGGAGCAACAAAGCAGAGACGAGGGUAAUGAGCGGCGACAAAACGAUGCCCGGGAGCCUGAGGGACAAUUGAGCGACGCGGAGACCGAGCCGUAUCGUGUUUAUCAUCUCCCACCCCCGAAGCGAGCGAGUGCGAAGGUGUCGCCGUCGGAGGCAGGUCGUCGCGGAAGUGGCAACUCGAUUUGGACCAAGGGAGAGGUAUGCAAUUGGAGACGCGACGUUCCCCAAGGCGUGGAGCCGGAAGUCGGUCGAUGUAACCCUGAAAAGGUCGCCGAAGACCCUGAGUAG